CUUUUUCGUCUCGACAGUGACCAAUCCCGACUAGCAGCCGCGGAGUGGGGUAUUCAAGCCAAGCGUCGGACAAAGACAGCACCAGACAAGUAAGAGAGACUACAGCAGACGCACCACAGGCUUCCUCUUGGGGCUCUCUCUACGUACACUCUCAGUGUGUACGUGCGCAGUGAGGUCGACGGAUAACGGAGCCUGUUUGCAGUAACUUCUUAUUUUUCGUUACCUCGUUAUAUUUAAGAAACGAGGAAAGUCGGCAAAAGUGUCAGUCGUAACUCCAAAUCGUGAUCAAGUUCGAUUCUCUCCGCCCCACUCCACCUCGACCGCGUGAGACUACAGCUGAUUGAUAUAGACGGAGACAGACAGAGAUAUAUAUAUAUAUAUCUUAUACAGUUGUGCAGUGCCUAUCUCGUAUAUAGCUGUGUGCUUGCGCGCGCGCGCGUGUGUGUGUGUGUGUGCACUGGUAGACGGUGAAGUGUGAUAUUCCAAGCCUUGUUUCGUCUACCGUAUACGAGUACAAAGAGAAAGAGAGCUUUUAUUAUCUCGCGGAGGAUGCGAAGAGAAGAUUAGAGUGCAAGAUAGUGUUGGUGUCCAAUGCCGUGCGAGUGUGCGUGCAAGCGCCAGCAAGAGCGAGAGCUACUUCAAAACGUGCCAAGGUGUGACUGCGCAGGCGCACUUGUUAAGAUGUAAAACAAUGUGCAAUUGAAGAAAGAAAGAGACAAUCACAUUCAGAAGUGCUGAGCUAUCAAGUAGAGGAUAGUUAAGACCUAAAAACAAAGUUUGUCAGUAGGAGGAACGAAGUAAAACUCAUUGAUAAUCAUGGCAGAUGGUAACAAACCAAUGGAAAUGGAUCAGAAUCAAACGCAAGCCCAGCAGCAAUCACAGAGUCAACAAAGCCAACCUAUGAUCAUAACUACCCAGGAGAUGCAACAGAAUAUGCAGCAACAACAGAGUCAACAGCAGCAGCAAAACCAGGCUCAGCAGCAGAAUCAACAGCAAGCCAACGGGCCACAAAAGAUACAGACGCAGGUCCAAGUCCAGCCGCAGGUGGCAACAAUAAUGCCACAGCAGCAUUUACAGGACACUGUAUCAGUGUCGAUGCACCAGCAGCAACAAUCUCAACAAAGCGUCGGCGGUGUAUCGAUGACCCUGUCGGGUCAGCAAGGUGCCACGACAAUCACGACAAUGGCCGCGCAUCCGCAGGCAGUUCAAGUGAUACAGCAGCCAAUGCAGAAUCAGUAUCAUUUGCAACAAUUGUACAAUGCCCAGGGUACCCCGUUGCUCAUGCCUGGCAAUCUCUUGGCUCAUCCAGCUGGCAUCAAUCCAUCGCCCAUCCAGGUGCAGUUCAACAACAUCGCGGGAAAACCCUUCCAAGCGGGCGCUCAACUGGCGGCGCCGCACAUGUUGACAACGGCGUCGACGGGCCAAGGUGGUGGCCACCCGGGAGCCGCCGGGGCUAAGGUCCAGGGUUUUCCGGCUGGUUACAUUCCCGUGCCGACGUCCGCGACGCCCGGCGCCGGACAGACUCUCGUCUUCGGGCAGCUGGAGGUGCUCCCGCAGCACCAGACCUCGAUCCAGCAGCAGCAGCAGCAACAAGCUGGCAACAAGACUGAUCAGGUGCAAAAGUACACGACGUGCGCGGCGAGUGCGGCCUCCGGACAGAAUCGCCAGAUGCAGUUCGCGCCUUGGCAAUUCGCGACGGCAACCGGCGGCAUCUGGACGGGGUUGCAGCCGCAGCUCCUCGCUGCUGCGCCCAACCAGAUAUUCAUCAGGGACCCGCAGACAGACAUGUUCAUCCAGAGUCCGCAGCCGCUGCAGGCCCACAACGCACUGGCGGCCCAGCAGCAGAUACAGGGCGUGCAGCAGAUCGCGACGACCGGCGGUAAGCCCCGAGUGAUGAACAUCCAGCAACAGCAGCAGCAGCAGACCGGCAAGCAGGGGGUGGUGGGCCAGCGACCGCUGAGCAUCCUGCCCUCGUCGCUGCAGGGCGUGCAAGCCGCCAACAUUCGGCCCGCCAGCUCGGUGUCCACCCAGACGAACCACGGCGUGCAGUCGACGGUUCACGCGCAGAGUGGCCAGAAAGGCGGCGGCGCCGGCAAAGGUCGCGGCAAACCGGUGGUGCGCACGAGCCCGGGCCCGAACGCCAUGGUCUCGGUGACCAAGGCCGGUGGCGGAGCCAGCGCACCGACCAGCGCCUCCCAGCCGAAGCUCGUGAUGCAGCAGCAGCAGCAGCAACAGCAGCAACAACAGCAGCAGCAACAACAGCAGCAACAACAACAGCAGCAGCAGCAGCAACAGCAGCAGCAACAGCAACAGCAGCAACAAGGCGCCGCGACUGCAACCACCACGGCCAACGGCAAAAUGCUGAUAGCCACGAGCACCGCUUCCGUGCAGCCCGCGCCUGGCUCGCCGAUGACCGAUAAGCAGAACUUCGGCCAGCAGCAGCAGCAGCAGCAGGCCAACAAGCAGAGCGUGAUGCAGUCGUCGCAGCAGGCUCAAGCGCAGCAAGUCCAGGCUCAGCAAGUGCAGGCUCAGCAGCAGGCCCAGCUGGCGGCUGCUCAGCAGCAGCACAUCCAGCAGAUCUUCAUUCAGCAGUUCCAGCAGCAGCAGCAGCAUCUACAGCAGCAGUACCAGCAGACGCCGCAGGGCCCGCAGCAGAUCCAGCCCAAACCGCUCAUGGGCAUGGCAGUGCAACAACCUGGUGGUCAGCAGCAAAACGUAGUCCUCGGUGGCGAGCGCCCGAUAAUGCCGGUAGUCUCGAUCAAUCCGGCACUGAUCGGCAAUCAAAUAGUCGGCGGUGCGCAUCAAAUACAGGCCCUGCCGAUAGUCAGCCAAUCGCCCGAGCAGAUAGCCCUCGCCCAACAGCAAAUGCAGCAGGCCGCCGCCGCGGCAGUGCAACUGCAGCAACAACAGGUGCCGACCGAACAGCCUGGCGCGAGUAUGCCGAUGCUGGUGACCUCGCCCGAGAGAGCUGCCGGCGCACCCGCCGAGCUACAGAGUAUGAUGCCACCACCUGCUGCUACGCCCAUGAAUGUCGACGAAGCCAAGCCGGCCACGGCUACGCCCAGCAAAAAGGAUUCCGAGGAGAGCAAUGGCGAAGCUCACGAAGCGGAGAGAAACGCAAAGGAAGACGACGCCGCAAAGACUGACGACAAAACAUCGUCGAAUCCCCUGAUAAAUUUGGCGAACGCCGUUAACUCGAUAACCAACGGCAACAUCGGUGAAGAAACGACCGUCCUCGAGUCCUUGCCGACUACGGUGAACAAGCAAGUGCCUCCAAAGGCGAUGGUCAAGCCACAAGUACUGACGCACGUGAUUGAAGGCUUCGUCAUACAGGAAGCUUCGGAGCCGUUCGCUGUGAAUCGAUCAUCGCUCAAUGGUUCGAUAACCCAAGAGAACAGCAUCGGUAGAAACUCCGCCGACAAAGAAAACCACGAAGAACCGCCGAACAAACGUAAGAAAACUGUCAAUCACAAUACAGAUAACGAGGCUGGGCCUGGUAAAUGCGAAAACUGCAAUACAGUUCUCGACGAGACGAGUAUGAAAUUGAAAAAAGACAAAAGAUUCUGCACAAACUAUUGUGCUAAAGCGAAAAAGAAAGAACUGAAGGAAAUGGCUGAAAAACAAUGGACUGAAAUUGAUAUCGAUAAAAAUGACACGGAUUCGUUGAAAAAAAAUGGAGAUGACAAGCCUUUAUCUAAUUUAUCGAAUGUAGCAGCAGAUAGUAAUUUGCCAAGAAUCAACCCUGUGAAAUGGAGCGUCAAUGAAGUAUGCGACUUUAUUCGAAACCUACCUGGAUGUGCGGACUACGCUGAAGACUUCGCGAUUCAAGAGAUCGACGGUCAGGCUUUGAUGCUCCUCAAAGAAGACCAUUUAAUGUCAGCCAUGAGUAUAAAACUUGGUCCAGCUCUCAAGAUCGUCGCGAAGAUCGACUCGAUGCGCGAUGACUCAGGUCCCAGUACAAGUCCCGUGGCCGGCGCUCAAGUUUGAGUGUUUACAUUCCACGAUAGCUAUGUAACUAUGUAAAAUAACGCCACUUUUUGUACUCGAGAGUGUAAAUAGUCAAGUUAGUUAUGAUACUGCACAAAAGAUAAGUUACUAUAUUGAUGUUUUAUUCUUUUUUCUGUUAUGACGUAAAUCUAAGAUUGAAACAAAUUCGACGAUUUAUUGAUUUUUUUUUUUAAGAAAGAAGUUAAUUUACUACAAUCAGCAAAUAAUUAGCUUUAAAAAGAAUAAGUUACGUGAGGUUUUCGACGGAACCGAAUGAAAGAAUGCCGGUGCAAUACAUUUUUUGAAAAUGCAUCGCGAUUUUCAAUAUAUAUAGCUAUUUUGAACAAAUAAAUAUAGUUAUUGCUAGUAUGCUAUUCUCGAUAGGCAAGAAAAUGAAAAAAAUGUAAACUUCUUUCACAUAAGUAAAAGAAGUUCAGAUUGUAAGAAACGUUUAGAAUAUGUAAGUGUACAUAUUACAUCUAAGAUGUUUAUUUCAAUACAAAUUUUAUAUAUUAAAGCGAAACUUAAUUUAAAAAUUUAAUAAUGGCUCAUCCAUGUAUAUUGUCAUAAUAAUAAAAUUUCCAAUUUGCAAGAAAUUAUAAAAGCAAAUUUGGAUUUGCUCAUAAAAAAUCACACUAUUUUUCAUGUCGAGCGAAAAUUUAUUCUAAAAAGUGAAGAAAUAAAACCAUUGUGAAAAAAAUGUGUAUUUGUAUUACAAAGUUCGAGCAACUGUACUUACAGCUGAAAAUCUCAUAACUUUUUAUAAAAAAAAAGUGUUUCUAUGCAAUUUGGAA
Molecule: messenger RNA, 4781 nt
Organism: Phymastichus coffea
Lineage: Eukaryota; Metazoa; Arthropoda; Insecta; Hymenoptera; Eulophidae
Product: polyhomeotic-proximal chromatin protein
Exons: 13
Coding region: 817-3987 (1056 amino acids)
Cellular component (GO): PRC1 complex
Molecular function (GO): protein binding
Source: RefSeq, a predicted model, not a curated record